Paramecium octaurelia is the source of this 1027-nucleotide messenger RNA. Lineage: Eukaryota; Ciliophora; Oligohymenophorea; Peniculida; Parameciidae. The record is from the annotation of a GenBank genome assembly.
AUGGAAUUUUAAUAAGGUGGACAUUUUUCUCAUGGAUAUUAGAUAGGAGAGAAGAAGUUAUCAGCUAUUAGUAAAAUAUUUGAAGUCCUAUUUUACUAACUUAAUGAAGUAAGAUGCAUAAUAUCAUUUUUAUAGAAAACUUAAGAAAUUGAUUAUGAUAAAGUUGAAUUAUUAGCUAAGGCAUACAAGCCAAAGUUAAUUGUUGCUGGUUGUUCAGCUUAUAGUAAAUUAAUCGACUUUGGAAGAUUCAGAACUAUUUGUGAUUAAGUUGGAGCCAUUCUAUUGGCUGAUAUUGCUCAUACAAGUGGUUUAAUGUCAGCCGGAGUUAUUCCCUCUCCAUUUCCUUAUGCAGAUAUUGUUAUGACAACUACACAUAAAUCGUAAUAUACUUUUUUAAGUUAGCUUACGAGGACCAAGAGGCAGUUUAAUUUAUUAUAAAUUAUAAUACAAAAAUAGAAUAGAUGAAUCGGUUGCCCCAGGAUUAGUAGCUGGAGCACAUUUCCAUACAAUUACUGGCAUUGCUGUAGCAUUGAAAGAGACUCAAUCUCCAGCAUAUCUCCAACUCUAGAAAGAUAUUGUGGAUAACAAUAAACAUUUUGCAGCUGAAUUUUAAAGAUUAGGAUUUGAUUUGAUUGCAGGGGGAACUGAAAAUCACUUAAUAUUGGUAGACUUAAGAAAGUUUAAUGUUGAUGCUGUUAAAAUGGAAUAUAUCCUCAGUUAAAUCAAUAUCUAAUGCAACAAACAGCUAGUUCCUUUUGAUACAGUUCCUCAACCAAGAGCCUUAAGAGUUGGGUAAUUAUCUUGAUUAAACAUAGAUCAAUUCCAUUAUCAGUUAGGUAGGCAUCUAAAGAACAUUUCACAAGAGUUGCUUAAAUAAUAAAAGAAUCCGUUGAAUUGGUUUAAACUGUUACUGUUGACAUUAAGAUAUGGGCAGCUGAAAAUUAGGAUAAACUAAUACCCCUAAAGUAAAAGGUUGUCGAAUUGGCAAAUGAAUUACCAAUUCCUUGGAUGUGAAUUUUUAAAUUAG